CGACAUGAUCCUCAGAUCAAGAUAGGAAAAUGGAGAACUGGUCUGAGUUGCCGUCGGAGAUCAUCCACUCUAUCUCCUUGAGAAUUGACAACCUCUUUGAUUUGAUCCACUUCCGGUCAGUAUGUUCCUUUUGGCGAUCCUCUAGUCUCCUCAAAUUUCGACCGUUGACAUCACCUAGAUAUUGUCCUUUUCCCGUUGACUCUAGCGGUUGUGGUGAUGAUUGUUAUGUCUCGAGCAACCGUGUUUACCUUGUCAAGUCUUCUUCUGAUCACAACGGUCCUCGAUAUUGGUUGUUUAAGCUACGGGAGACAGAGAAUGGAGAUAUAGUUCUAUCUAAUUUUUUCGAAAGAAGUUACUGUAGAUAUGUGAAUCCACCUUUUUCACUUGACUUGCUCAGAUGUCAAGUCAUUGAGUUAGCUCAAGAACAUGUGGCUUGUUACACUUGGUCCGACGGAUUCCAAAAUCUGUUUCAGGAGGAAGGACGCAUUGGAUUUAUGAGUUUAGACGCAGAUAACAACGAAUUUAUGGUUCUAGGGAAUUCCAUAUUCCCGGCUCCCACGGUGUAUAGGUCAAUCGAUGAGCGUUGGACUGAGCUCCAGAUCACACAUCCCGAUGCAAAUCUCGAAGGGAUAGUUUCAUAUAAAAGUAAGUUUUACGCCAUUGAUCUCACCGGGAGGACAUUAAUUGUAGAGCCAACUCUACAAGUGACUUCGUUUCAGCGGUCUAGACCGUGUGAUAAGACAAGGAAACGUUGGCUUCUAAACUCAGGGGACAAGGUCCUUCUCGUGGAGAUGUGCUCAGAGAGCCACGCCGAUUUUUCCAUACCUGAUAUCCCUGAGAAGAAGAUAUGGUUCGAAGUUUCAGAGUUAGACGUGGAGAGAAACGAUUGGAAUCAAGUGGAAGAUGUGGAUGGUCGUGUACUGUUCUUGGGGGAAUAUUGCUCCUUCUCGUGCUUGGCUACUGAGAUUCAGGGGUUUAGAGGCAACUCUAUAAUCUUUCCGGACCUGUGGGGAAGAACUAAUUCGAAUGAGCAUGAAAGCAUUCUCGUGUAUGAGUUCAAUGAGCAAGGAGUUAGGUCUGUAGAAGACAUUCCCGAGUAUAUUGAGCUGUUUCCAUCUCCCACUACUUGGGUAAUCUCAAACGCAUGAUCUUAUUACAUUCACGUACAUGAAAAUCAUUUCAAUAUUUUUUAUGUUUUAAGAAAAUUAUUGUGUGGUAACAAAAGGUUAUUUUCUAAUUACGCUUUUGAUAUUUAAUUUCAUAAUGUUAUGGAAAAAUAUAAGUUUUCAGUCCAUGGAGCAAAAAAGAAUUCCAUUGUAAUCGUAUCAGCAAGGCUUUAGAUCUUUGGGAUGAUUCAUCACAAAAAUAGUGAAUAAUUUUUUUUUCAAAAAAAAAAGUAAAUAAAUUAAUAAAAAAGACGUUGGCAUCACCAUAACACCUUUAUCUAUGGUACGAGAAUGAUAUUCUAAAACGUGAUUAGAUGCUAAUUAAGUUAAAAUAAUGGAUGGGGUUCUCAAUAUUGUAAAUACUCAUCUAAUAAUUUUCAAGAGCUCAUAUCUAAUCUAUUAAUUUAGGGAUUAUCUACUAUUUGAAGUUCUCAUUUAAAUUUUAGACUCUUUCAUAGUUGUUGCUAGAAUAUAUCAUACCUCCUAUACAAUGCAACCUACCAACUUAAAUUAAACCAAAUCUUAACCAACAUAGAUUAGUUAAACCUAACCAGUAGCACUUUUAUAAUUUUUUUGGUUAUCUCUUAAUAUAAUUAAAUCAUAUAAAACUGAACCACUCUUAAAUCAACGAGUUCCAUAUCAUUCCAGACAUAAGAGAAAAAAUAUCCUACUCAUUUACAACGUAAGCAUACAAAGACCGUGUAUGCUUAUGCUCAUUGAUCUUCCAAAAACCAAAUAAUUGUGGCAUAGACCAACAUAGGCUCAUGUUCGUAUCAUUAACUUUACUUCCAUAUAUUUACUCUUCACCUACAUCAUAUCACAACAUACACAUUUAUGCAAGAACAUGAUUUUUUUUGGAAGAUACAACCAAAUAAUGGUGGCAUAUGGUCAGUAGAUUUUUUAAAUAUGUUUUUUAUAUAUUACAUUUUACGAGACUAUGUGUAUAAGUUUUUUUUUGAAAAAAAGCAUAACUAUGUGUAUAAGUUAAAAGGUAAAAAGUGUGACAAAGCAAAUUAGUAUACUAAAAAUGAAAGAAGAUUAAAUACAAACUAAUAACAAGUACAACACAAAUUAUAACACUAUUAAAUUCUUUAUAUAUUUAAUAAAAUAUUAUAUAUAUGUCUAAUAUGUAUAUAUAUAAAUGUUACACAAAAUAAAUAUAAUAUUUUAUACACAUAUUAUAUAUACCAUAUAUUAUUAAUUGCUUUGUCAAUUUCCGCCCUUUAGGGCGGGUCCUAAUCUAGUUUGAAAGUUAUUAGAGGGAUAUCUAAUGUUCUGAGAAUCCCAUAAAUCACUUUAACUUUAAUUAACACUAAUCACUUUUAGAGAAUCCUAUCCUCAUAUCAUGGACGGAGUUGCUCACAUUUCAACACCUAAAACGAUAUGUUUGUAUAAAACAUUUUGUAGAUCAACUUGAUAUCUCCUAAUGAUACAUUGAAUUUGACUUUGUACUAUUGGAAUAUUGUUGUAAGUAAAGAAGAGAAGAGAAGAGAAGAGAGGAAUUGAUGUGUUUUAUUCCAUGAAUAAUGAUCUCUUUAUAUAUGAUACAAUAGCUUGGAGACAAAGCUUAAUUUGGAGUGGAGAACAAGUAUAUCUAGGACUUUCCAUAUGGACAUCACUACAAUAUUUAUAACACUUCCCCUUGAUGUCCAAUAUGUCGAAGUGCUUUCAAAACGCCGUAGAUGCUGCCUCGUUAAAAACCUCACCAGGAAAAUCCAAUGGGAAAAACCAUGGUUAAGGGAAAAAGAGUGCAGCGCGUAAUGACUUCCUCUCAUGUGUACAUUCGUCGAGAUCUUUGAGAUGAUGUAAUCUGACAGGUGAACUAACUUCUCGAAAGUAGCUGAGAGUACCGCCUUGAUGAAUAAAUCAGCCAAUUUGUAGGACACGAAUAUCACCGUUCUUCUGCAGUGCUUGAGUCCUCCUAUGACUUGAUCAUUUUCUUCGAUUCUCUUGCUUUCAAAGACUUUAAAUCAGCAUUAGAGUUUCAAAUACUCCUUUCUGGUGUGUAUCAUUUGUGUGUUCUUUGUUGCCUCGUUAAAACCUUUUCAUGGGAAAACCAAAUAGGAUAAAAACCAUGAUAAGAAAAAAGAGUACAACCAUACACAUUUCAAUAUUUCUUCCCCUGAAAGCAAUAUCUUCAGGAUAUGCAUUUCAAUCAAAAAAAUUUCCUUUGAAAUUAGAAUAUCAUAAUAAACUCUUUCUAUUAGAGUAUUCAAGAUCUAUGGACUUCUGGUCCAAAAUUCUCAUUUGAUAUAGUUCAUAAUUUCUUGGUCUAUUUAGACUUCAAUCCAAACAUCUUACAUACAGUCUUCUGGACAUUCGCCUCGUACAUACGAGUUAUUCAUUCAUAACUAUAAAAAUUAUAAUUAUGACUUUCUUUCUUGUCAUAUGAAAUUACAUCUUUCAGUUAUGAAAGAGAAUAAUAACUUGCUUAAAUAACUUAUGGCAAGGGACGUGUAUGGCUUUAGUUCCAAUACCUUAUGGUCUAAACAUAUCCAUAAGACUAUCCGACUUAGUAUGGCCUGUCAUAUCAAGGCGCCAAUCAUAUCAAUACAGUGUACUUUUGGUCGGAUGUGCAUAAGCCUUAAUGGUACUUAUGUAAAGCCUUUAGCAAUGCCAUAUCUAUUUGGAUUCGACCAGACAUUCUUCUGAUCACUUUCUUGGACCAUUAUGGUUCCCUUUUAUCCACUGAUAUAAUUAUAAGGGCUCGUGCUUACAUUGCAGCCCCACAAUGUAAUCUUAUUACUUAAACAUCGCAAUCCAACUUUUCUUUGAUGGCGUCUCAUGACCAUUUUUACCAUUUGCUAUAUCUUUAAACUAUGCAUAAUGAUAUUUGAUACCUCAAAACCAUAUCAUGUUUUGGGUUGGCAUAUUAUUCAUCUCUCAUGGAUGAUUGGACUGGAAUGGAACCGGAUAUGACCUUUGAUUGUAUGGUCUUUGGCAUUAGCCUUAAUGGUUCUCUUUGUCUUUCUCUGUGAUCAUCUUAUAUGUCACUUAGGGCGUGCUGAUCUCAGUCAUACACAUGUCCACGGCUAUGGUCUCUGCUGAAAGUCAUUGCAGUCUAUGUAAAAUAUAGCUUGUUUUAAGUAUGGUACUUCAUGACCAGUCAUAUAUAUGAUCAUCUUAAAAUAUUUAAGGAUCUUUUAAGAUAACAUCUCUUAUUCUAGAUGUCUAGUUUGGAACACAUAACAAUGUAAUCUUUUCAAGAUCUUUCUUCCAAACAAACAAUUUGUUAUAACUCUUCAAGAGUUUGGAUUUUAUUCAAAUCAAUGAUUCUAUUGAUUCAUAAUCUCUUGAUAAAUACAAAUGGAUGUACUGAUUAACUUCUAAUAUUUCACAUAUCCCGUAAAACAUAUUUCGAUCGAAUAGCUAGAGUUCCUGGGAACAUGAUUUUGAUAUCAUCAAUCCUUCAAGGAUUAUAUCUCUUAGGGAUUAUUAGUUUCCAAUGGGUUGUAUAGUUCAAGUUCUUCUUUUAUUGCCAGACUAGUAAGAAACUUGAAAGUAGUUGCAUAUACCAUAUGUCACUAUGUCUCUUCACAAUCAAUUUCAUAUUGAUCUUACUUUGGUGCAACCACAUUUCUAUCCCAUUUAUUUUACAUCUUCUAGUGUAUGGACUACUGGUCCAAAUACAUCUCUCUUUAACAAGAGUUUGUAUCUUUUGUCUAUUACUUCUUUAUGAUUUGACCAAUCAUUUUUGUGUCUACACUUUUCAAUAGACUUUAUUUCAUGAUCCUCUUUCUCAUUCAUCAUAUCAACUGCUACUUUGCAUGCAUAAAUAUUAUCGACGUCGAUUUUCUUAUCGGUUCCAUUUUAUUUCAUACAUGACAUAAUUUAUUGAGAUCUCUUUGUUGUCUCAGGUACCUGAAUUUCUUUCAGUCAUGUUUAAUGUCUCUUCUGGAGAUCAUUCAAAAACUCUUAUUCCUCUUGACCAUUAUUAAUGUAUGCUCCUUUUCGUUUACGAGGAUUUUUAUCUUUGGAACCAAUAUGUCUACUUCGCUUCAGGCGUAACUGGCAGUUUGAUAUUGUUCUUCUGGAACAUCAAUUCUUAUUUAGAGCAUUUAUAGCUGGUAUAUGUGACUUGGUCACACUAUAUUAGGGUCAUUAGUUGCUUCUGGCAACUGAUUUACUAAGCUAUAGAAUUAUCUUUUAGAUUUAUGAUUCACUUUUUAUUUAGUCUGAGGAUCAAUGAUAAUUCCAUUCAACUUGUUUUCUUUUCCAGCUUUUUAUUUUCUCCUCCUUAUGUUGGAAAUACUAAUUCAGUAUUUAGCAUUCAUAUCGAGCCUUAUUUAUAUCCUUCGGGGAUGACUAUAGAUGCUUAAGUAUCAAUGGAGAUUCAUAUCCAACAUAUAUUACCAACCUCAUUUGAAAACUCAUCUUAUUUUAAGCUCUGUGGUGGAGCAUCUGGAAUGUAUAUCGCCAUCCAACAUUCUUAGAUGAAAAUGGUUGGUUUCUGACCCAAUACCAAUGAUGGGGAGAAUUAAUGAUUACUUUUUGGCUUGAUGCAAAUUAAUGUUGCUCAAAAUAUUUAACACUUAUCCCAGUGAAUUUUUUUUUUAUAGUCGUCAAAGACUUAGACGUGAAUUCACCAAUAAAGAUGCAUAGUGGAUGAUCAGUCCACCAACAUCUCCUUUAUUCAUGCCAAUAACUUCAUUUGGCUGGUGAAAACCGUAUUUUCAUUUUAUCUUAUGAGCAAGAAACAUUUGUGAAAUUAUUCACAAAAUUCUUCUGGUUCUUCAAUGAAUAUUCACAUAAAUCUUUAUGUAUCAUUUCGCAUCAUCACUGAACCAAAAUGGUCUAACUGGUUCAUGCCAAGUAUUUUGUAAACUUCUGGUUUACUCUAUAUAUAUCUCCAUUACACUAAUCUUUGUGUAGUACAAUAUAUAAGAGGAUGUAGAUACUUUUUCUAAAAUGGUUUUACUGCCUUGAGAAAUAUUUUUGGAAGUGAAUUCCUCUGCUUAGUAUCUAAACAUAACUUGUCUCAAAAUUGCAUAGAUUUACUUUGAGAAAGAUUCAUCAAUCUAACUUUUAGUGUAAACAUAAUCUUCUGGAUGUUUCACUUAUUAUAAAAUAUGAGAUUCUUUAACUCUUCCCCCCGAGAUGAUAUCACUACAAGUUUAUCAAUCUCGAUUGAAUCUCAUAUUAGAAUCAACAAGAUGCCUUAUAUGGGCCAUGUACUCUUUCUUAGAUCCUUCUUACUUUUGAGACUUAUAAGAAUAUAAUACAUUAAGGAUUUUAAAUUGCAUUCUUAUAUGCAAUAAUAUUAUGUACUCUUCUGGAGCAUCAUAUAUCCUUUUCUUGAACAUUCUAUAAGAUUUAUAAUAUCUUAUAUUGUACUCACAAUAAUUUUCUUUCAUCUACAGAUGAUUGAAUCAUAUCUCUUCUUUAUUACCAUCUUUAUUUUCUCAACUUCAAUUGAGAGUAUAAGUUCUAAAAAGAAACUCUUUGGAUCUUGACUUUAUUUAUAUCCACAUUCACGUCUGCAACUACUUUUAUAUUCAUUUCCUUGAAUGGUACUAUUUAUGUGGAUUUUCUUUCUUACUAUAAAAUGUCAAAUUCUCUUCAGGAGAAUUGAUCAUAAUCAACUAGACGUGAUUUAUCAUCUUACAUCAGUAGCUCAUUGUUCUCUCAGUCUCAAAGAGACAAUAUAAACUUCAUUAAUCUCUUUUCUCAUUCAUGUGUCUCCUGGACAACAUUACUUGUAUGAAAAAUAUAUAUUUUCCAAUAUAUAUGCAUCUUUAAAAUUUCUUAAAGAAAUUUAACUCAUAAACUUAACAUCCAACAUGGUUGGGGUAAAUUUAUAGACUUCAGGUCUUGUAAUCUUUAGAUGCAAAAGAUAUAGUGAGCUUUAGGUAAUCACAUGAAUGUGAUCGUACCUUUCUUUGGAUUGUUUUCCAAAACUUAUGAUCUUUUAAAGUCAAUCAUCAUACUUAAAACCCACAUAUAAAAUGGUAUUGAAAUACAAUAAUAAAAUUAUUUCAAAUUAUAUAGAGAUAUGUAAAAUCAUAAACAUUUUGCUGUAUCAAUAAAUAAUAAUCUUAUUAUAGUAAUUAUUAUAAUGACUAGAUCUUUUUUUCAUGCUAUUUAACAAGGUAUGAGAAUAAAUUUAAUAUCAAUUUGUGUAAACUUUCAUGCAAAUUACUUUCAUCUAAUCAAGUUUGCUUUAACCUUGUAAAUAAAGCAUAAAAAUAAAAUACUUAUCUUAAAGGGAGAGUGUCUUGGUGAUCGGUGAUCCAAACAUUCAUACUCUCAUGUAGUUGUAGUCUUCUCUUUUAUAUAUAGUAAAUAAUCCUGAAAGACUUAAGAUUUGCUCAUACAAAAUAUGGCUAUGUCGUUAGUAAUUAUAAAGUAUGGCUAUUACAUGAGUAAACACUGAUAUUUAAUAUUAAAAUUAAAUAUACAAUAAAUUAAGCAAGUCAUACACGCAGGCAUAAGUAUAUAAUUACUAUAAAGAGCAUUCCAGCAUUAAGCAUAAUGAAACUGAAGCAAACGAUUUCUAAAAUCAAUGUGAAUCAUAUUUAUACGUGAUGAUUACCUAUUAACUCAAGAUCGCUAGAGCUUCGUGCUGAUAACGUGUUGUAAGUAAAGAAGAGAAGAGAAGAGAAGAGAGGAAUUGAUGUGUUUUAUUCCAUG
Messenger RNA from Raphanus sativus (radish), 7796 nucleotides. RefSeq names its product putative F-box/kelch-repeat protein At5g24040. The record is from RefSeq and is a predicted model, not a curated record. The transcript is spliced from 3 exons. Lineage: Eukaryota; Viridiplantae; Streptophyta; Magnoliopsida; Brassicales; Brassicaceae. Bases 30 to 1148 code for a protein of 372 amino acids.